Molecule: messenger RNA, 3849 nt
Organism: Ruditapes philippinarum (Manila clam)
Lineage: Eukaryota; Metazoa; Mollusca; Bivalvia; Venerida; Veneridae
Exons: 25
Coding region: 19-3642 (1207 amino acids)
Source: RefSeq, a predicted model, not a curated record
GCGGACCAUUAAAACAGGAUGUCGUCAAAGAGAGUGCAGAAUUUCCCUGUGUUAUAUUUUAUUUUGAUAGUUUGGUGCUUCAAAACAGGAUUAUAUCAAGCCUUAUCAACAACUGAUCGCACAACAGAUCAUACAUCAUCUGCACAAACUCCAGCCCUGUCUUUACCUUCAAACAUAACGUCAAAUUCCACAUCAGAUUUUCUGACUACCACUGCUGCUGCAGUAACUUCUACGACAGGUAGUGGAACUUGUAACAACUUAGGAUACGUGUAUGACAUUGAAGACAGUGUUCAUUACAAUUUGUAUAUUGGAAACUGCCGUGACAGCUGGUGCAAUAGCUCAUUUUGGGGAGGUCGCGUACAGAUUCCGUGGCAGGGAAAUAUCAACAAACAAUGCUCAAAAAGGCCAAACGAUUAUUUUGCCGUGUUAAAAGAAGAGCACAUGGAUAUAUCGGAUAUAGGCGAGAAUGUCAUUACAGCGGAAGUUUGCAUAUUAAAUCACACUGAUGAAUGUAUAGGAAAUUUCACUGUAGAAAUGAGAACUUGUAACGGUCACCUACUAUACAGAUUUCCGUUGGGCUCUGACUACAACAUUUACUACAAUACUUACGUUUGUUUUGAUAGAGUAAAUACAGAUUCUUGCCAGUCAUCAGAGUCUGUUUACUCUGCUGGAAACGUGACAGAUAGGUUCCUAAACUUGCCAUAUACUGAUGUCCAGCUUGGAUGGUUAGACGCUCAUCAAAAAGGGAAACAGUAUGUGCUGCCUGCCUUUGACGAUGUUGAUGAAGUUUUCGAUGAAUGUAUCGGUAUCAAUUAUUGGCAUCCCGACGUUUUCUUUCUGAAAGAGAGAAUAUUUCUAGAUAUACCAGAGAACAUUCCUGUCAAGUAUGCAGUUUGCUAUGUUUACAAACGUAACUUAGACUAUGAUUAUUACGAUAACUAUGUUGAUGGGGAAUAUUAUUAUGAUGAGUAUUGUACUCGUUACAUUUAUGCAAGAAAAUGUGAUGGGAAAAUCCAGUUUGAUGUAUCAUUUUUUCCCUUUUAUGGUCAUUUGUGUCUCAUUCAUUACAACAAUGUGAAAGUAAAACCAGAAAUAAAACACAGAGAAGACAGAGUCAGUGGUGAUAGAAUUAUAUAUAGAGCAUACAUUCAGUUCAGAUGUUCAUUUGUGAUAACUGGCGAUACUGCAUACAAAGUGAAAUGGUAUAUCAAUGGAACACUAUGGGAUGAGACAGGAUUUUCAUCUAAUCCGGAUGACCUUGUAUUAAGCGGAGAUUCUUUAAAUCAAUUACGACUUGGAUAUGAGGUGAAAUGCGGUGUCAUUGCAGCUGGGACAACAGAUGAAAAAUUAAGCAAUAAUUUUUUCGCAGGUUGGAAGAUUUCAGACACAUCCAGAAGACUUCCAAAGAAUGGAUAUGCUAUCAUUGAAGUUGAACAGACAGUGCCUUUAGGUUGUACAUACAUCAAUACUGGAGAAGAAGUGUGCGAGGAAACGCUUUCGAUUUCAGACGUUAACCGUGAAAUUGAUGCAUGCAACGCUGGAAUACACGUGAUGAACGCUGAUAAUAACAGUACAUCUUCUCACAAAAUAAAGAGUUUGAUGGUAGGUGAUGUUUGGAACUCCAGCAUCAAGUAUAGAUUUAGAUUAACUACAAUAGAUCAUGACUACGAUGACAAACUGAACUUUGACAUGGAGUUGCUUGUAACUAAGUCUGAACUGACAGAAGUAGUAAAUACUGAGCGCAUUGGAAUCAUUGCGGUUGAAGUGACACACUCGGCAAUACACAGAUACAAACGAUGCUACUCGCAUGCUGAUCCCCACGUGCGAACCGCCGACGGAAGGUAUUUCGGGCAACAAUUGGUCGGUGAUCACAUGUUUUAUAGAAACAAGGCAUAUCAGACAGAGGUUCAUGAAUAUGCCAGAUACUGUAAUGAUAAUGGCGGAGCAGUGUGUGCUUGUGGUGUAGCGAUCAGGGCAGGGGCUGAUGUCUUUGUAAUUAACAGAUGUGGCAACUACACGAUAUUAGACUUCUUACAAUGUAAUGAUGGAGGAAUCAUUGAUGUUCAACGGAUCCAUGAUUAUCGUUACAAGGUAAUAACACCAAUAGGAACUGUGAUCAUUGUAAAUCUUCACUCCUGGGGGAGGACGAUGGAUAUUGAUAUUUACUUAUCUGCCAAAGAUUUUCACAACACUGACGGACUUUGUGGAUAUUUUGAUGGAGAUAGAAACAAUGACUUUAGGCACAGAGAUGGCUCCCAAUCGUCUCCAUCACAUGACUAUUAUGGUUAUAAUGACUUUAUAAAAAGUUGGAGAUUACUAGAUGAGGAAAACUUCUUACAUAAUGCCAGCCGUGUCUUAGAGAAAUGGAAUGUUAACAAUGGAGCAUCCAUGGAUCCAGCUUGUUCGAACGGUAACUCGAUAUCUAAGAAUAAAUGUCAGUUUGGCGGAGAGAAGAGAAAACGGCGAGAUGUCGUCACAAGAAUUGGAAAAGAAAUAAUGUCAAGUAUCAAUAACAUGAGAGAAAAGAGAAGUACUGGAGGGGACAUUUCAGACGAUAAAGCUCGUGAAAUAUGUAAUAACUCUAUAACUGGAGCCCCAUCCGUCACAGAAUUCUCGGACCAGCUUGGAGAUGAAGACACAAACAUUGUAUUUGACCAAUGCGUGUAUGACAUUAUUCAUGGUAACAGUACAGUAUGGGCGUCAGCACAUGUCGAUGCUCUCAAUAGUAUAGCAUCAACAGUGAUCAGUCUAAGUCCUGAUUUUGCUGCCAACAAUUCUGAAACAGUAAAAGCAUUCCUGUCACAGACAUGUACAAAUAACUGUAGUGGACAUGGAGUAUGCUCCGAUUCAGGACUGUGCAGUUGUGAAGAUGUGUUCCGUGGACCUGACUGUAGUAUAGAUUUGAGAAUUCCACCAAUUAUCUAUGACAUAAAUGACGGUGGUGUAUGUGAUACAGCUGAUGGGAAUGAAUGUGAUUGUUUUGUUAUACGAACUGAUAACAUAUUUGAUGGCUUCAAAUACGAAAUAACAACUUUUGAGAUGUUAUUCGAUGGCACAAAAACAGAGGUAGGUAAGUCUAAUAAUGUCGGGAAGUAUGAGGAUAUAUUUACCGGGGAGUGCUGCGUUCCCGUCCAGCGUUCCAAACGUUCAACAAAGAAAUCCCAACCUUCAGUACUGGUGUUUGACUUUGUUAUAAGUAACGACGGAGAGAACUUCGGACAAAGCAAGUCCGUAUAUGUUUAUGAUUCCACGUGUUUGAAUUACGUCAUCAACGGUGAUGGGGAGAUUGUAGUCAUAAAUCUUGAGGAAAAUUUCUGUUACAUCGGUGGAUCUUGUAUUACGGGAGAUGCCACCCUACAAACAUCAUCGGACUGCUUUGUGUGCGACUCCCGGACAAACCCAUACGGCUGGACUAAAGUUUCCUGUAAUGAUGACGACAUCGGUUUAUCGUCUGCUGCACUUAUCGGCAUCAUAGUUGGUUCAGUCUUUGUUGGUAUCAUAGCAACUGCUGCCGUGGUGUAUGUACGAUGUUACAAAGUCACGAAGAAUCGGCGAACUGUGUCUGUGGGUGAUAUGAAUUCAAGCCAGACGUACUUAUCAGCGGGCCCAGCUCGAGAAACAUGGGGUGGUGACAAACAUUAAAAUAUGAAAGAAAACGGAUAUGUCGUACAACGUUAGUGAAUGGAAAUAAUAAUGCUGCUCUUUCUUACUUUUUGUGCGUGCGAGUGUCAUAAUUAUAUACUGCGACUUUUUUUAAACUUAUACGUUUUGUAUUAUGAACAUUUUCAAUAUUCAGAUUUAUAAUAUAUUUGAUCACAGAGAUUUUUAAAGUAAAAGUGAUGAAUGAUG